Trichomonas vaginalis G3 is the source of this 885-nucleotide messenger RNA. Its product is annotated as DNA/RNA polymerase superfamily. NCBI's taxonomy places the organism in Eukaryota, Parabasalia, Trichomonadida, Trichomonadidae. The record is from RefSeq and is a predicted model, not a curated record. The transcript has a single exon. The coding region runs from base 1 to 885 and encodes 294 amino acids.
AUGAACGAAAGACAAAAGGCUGAAUUAGAAGGAAAUAAAGGAAAAAGUUUAUUUUGCAAGAUUUCACUUAAUGGAUCAUAUGGUUACGAUGCAAUGAAUACACAAAAUUACGCAAAGACUAAAAUAAUGAAUGCACAGAAGGCACGCGUUGCAUGUAUGUCAAAUAAGUUUAAAAACAUAAGAGAAAUAGGAGAGGAUACGUAUCAAGUGAUGCUUAAAGAUAGAUUUUAUAGAUGUGAUACAUGUUUACAAGAGGCAUUCUUCACUUUAGAUAACGCAAAAUACUGGUAUUUGGUUUUCAUUUAUGAUUUUAUGUAUAAAUGCAUGGAUGUUAAUCGUUUUCAUUUCAUUGAAGGUGAUACUGAUUCAUCUUAUUGGGCAAUCGCUGGCGACCCAAAUCUUCCUAACACUCAAGCAUUUCAAGCAAUUGUAACCGAUAAAAAAUUUUAUGAUAAAAACAUUUACAAAUUCGCACCUUUUGAUUUCUUCUGUUUUAAUGAGAAAUUUAAACCUAAAUUAAAGAAUAAAGCUGAAGAAAAAGCACAUGAGAAGAAGUUAUUGGGUUUAGCAAUUGAGAAACAAGGUGAUAACAUGGUUGCUUUAUGUCCUAAGUGUUAUACUUCAUUCAACGGUUCAAUUGAUGGAAGUGAUUUUAAAAAGAUUGCACAAAAAAUGAAAGGAGUUAGUUUACGACAAAAUAAACAAUUAACACCUAAAAAUUAUUUGGAUAUAAUAAAUGAUAAAGUGAUAUUUGAUGGUCAGAAUAUUAAUUUACAACUUAAAAACGGGUCAAUGACUCGCUUAACAAUCGGUAAGACUGCAUUAACAGGAGCACACACUAAGGCUGUAUGUUGUGAAAAUGGAUGUUGUAUGCCAUUUAUUUAA